UACAUCAAUGAUUAAACAAGUUCGUAGAAAUAGUCGAUUAUUAAAUGAUAGAAUAGUAGAAGAAGAACUUGGAGCACCAAUCAAUAUUUAUCAAGAACAUAGAGGUCAUUUAGAACAAGACAAAAAAGCACGUACAGAAUUAGAUAUUCAAAUACUUAAGGAUGAUUUAUAUGAUCCAGUUUUGGAAACACCACAUCAUUCAAAUAAAAAACACAACUUAUUAAGAAAUACAACCAUUGGAAAUUUAGUUUCUUUCCUUCCAUCGAAAUUUUUUGGUAGUUAUGGAAUUAUUACAGAAAGUGGACGAUCUGAUGUAUGGAGUUAUUAUCCUAACGAAAUGUUCACAUCAGGAGUAACGAUGGAUGGGGUUAAAGGUGUAUGUUGUUCAUAA
Messenger RNA from Racocetra persica, 391 nucleotides. The record is from the annotation of a GenBank genome assembly. NCBI's taxonomy places the organism in Eukaryota, Fungi, Glomeromycota, Glomeromycetes, Diversisporales, Gigasporaceae.